GUCACAGUAGGCGUGGCCAGCAGCAUAUAGGAAGUACAAAUAAUAUGACAGUAUCAGGACAUUAAAGGAUAUCAGAAUAGCUGUAUAAGAAACUUUUUAAGUUAUUAAUGCAUCCAGUCCAAUGAAUGUAGCUCGAGUGAUCCUUGCUUUAGUAUUUUGCACUAUUUUUACUUUGUCAUGUUUCACAAAUAAGUAUGUCCUGUCUGUCUUGAAAUUUACAUUUCCAACCAUAUUUCAGGGGUGGCAAACCUCAACAGGAGCUCUAUUGCUACUGGUUAUCUGGAAACUGGGUUUGGUGGAAAUCAAUGGGUUAUCCAGAUCUGCAGUGUUUUCCCAUCUUCCUGGGUCUUUCUUAUUUAUUGGAAACAUUUAUGCUGGGUCCAAAGCAUUGUCACUUUUGCCCAUUCCUUUCUUCUUUGUGUUACAAAAUGUGUCAGAGAUCUUUCCGUUUCUAACUGCAAUCUUUACUCAAAGAGAGAAGAAAGCCUCAUGGAUGAAAGUAUUAAGUGUUUGUAUGUUGCUGGGUUCUGCUUCCAGCCUGAUUUUCUACAAUCGUUGGUUUGGUCCCACACAUGAUGGCUACACAUGGGCAUUCAUUCAUCUAUUCUGUGUUGGUGCAUAUAAAAUCUUCCAGAAGAACACAAAGACCAGCCACCUCAGUGAUUUGGAAGAGCAGUUCAUUAACUAUGUGAUCAGUGCAUUUUUACUCGCCUCCCUUGCACACACAACAGGGGAUCUCUCUGGUGCCUUGGACUUUCCUCUCUUGAUCUCAUACAGCUUUCAGACUGGCUGCUUGGGCAGUGCUAUAUUUGGCUUUCUUCUGAUGCUGGUGACGGUGAAGUUGAGGAGCGGUUUACCUCAGGAACACUGUGGGCUGUUGUUCUUCCUGGCCAAGGUAUUGGCUUCAGGUCUUUCCUCAUUUGUUACCACAUUCAACACUGUGCUCAGUCCUGCAACAUUAUUCUGCAUCAUCUUGAACUACACCGGCGAGGCUUUGUUUCUGUAUUCUGACAGACUUCAAUAAGAUUGCGAGAAGAAAACAUUCAGUGCCUUUAAAGAUUCAUCCAUCAGUCCCCCUUUUCUGAACUCUUCAUCUGUAAACUUUACACGGACCAAAAAUAACCAAAAUAUAUGCAGUUCCUGCCUUAUGAGAUUCUUAUAGUCCUCAAAAAAAUCCUAAAAUUAUAAUAACAUUCAUAGAGCUUGUCAGUGUUGAAUGUAGUUAAUAUAAUGAAUGAAUGUUUUUGUAAUAUAUUUACAUUUUCCUUCAGUCUUUGUUUACUGUAAUCUGGUUACUCUGACCUUUAUUUCAGCACCAUACAUUCCGGUUACUGUAAGUGUUCAAUGUUUGUAUGUUAUCAUCCUGCAGUAUUUCCUUGUUUUUAUCAUGAAUAAUGUUACAAAUUCUUUUGAGGUUUACACAGAAAUGUAUUUGAACGUAUUUUACUUUCCCAGUGUGUGUGUUUAUAUCAAUUUGAUGUCAAUAUUAGUCAAGACUUGAUCAAGAUGCUAUAACAUCAUUUUAAAUUCAGUCUGGAUGGCAAUGUCAUCCAGUGGUAAUAGGAAAUGAAUCCUGAAAACACUUAAAUUGGUUUUAAUGUAGAUGUAGGUCAAUAUGUGUGACGUAUAAUUUGCAUCAAAUCGAUAUUUCUUGACAAUUUGCUUUUUUUACAUCAAUAUUUGAUUUUUUUUUUACAUCAAUAGCCCACUGGGUUGGCUUGUAUUGUUAGGGUUGGAAAAUCAGGUGUCAGGGUAUCUCAUAUUUCUAAAUAGAAAUCUGCCAUUUUAAAAUGAGUUAUACAUCAAGUACUGUAAAAAAUGUGAUGUUUGAGCUCAAUGACAUUUAUUUUAUUUUAAAACUACACAGUAAAAAGUAAAAGUUGGAUCUACUUAAACAAAAAAAUUAGCUUUUGUCAACUUAAAUGUUUUGCUUAAAGUUGGAAAAAAUAUCUAUUUUUAGGUUAAUCUAACUUCCACUUUUUAUAGUGUACAGGGCAUUUUACUGUAUUUCCAAUACUUCUAAUAAGAAAUUGCACCUUGCAUCUGUAAAAUUGCUCUGUCUUUGUCAGUCUUUGCACAUUUUUGGAAAAAAAUGAAUUUCCCACAAAUAAAAUAAAAUUCAAUGACAAAGUAUUUAUCUUCUAUGAUCUUUUUAAAUAUUGAAUUCCUCCUACCGCAUGCAUAUACAGUGUAAACUCUUAAUUCAUAUGUGUUUUAAAGACUUUGGUUGUCUUCAGCAGACGUAGUGAGGUAAGAUCUCAUGUCGUGGCAAAUGCAAUUUAAACUCAAGUGCUCGUCGUACCCACAAUCCUCCCGGGCCAAGUUACAGACCUCUUUUUUAGACUGUGAACGUAAAUAAAACAUAUUAACUACAUUGAUUCAGUACAUUGAUGUAGGUGGAUUUGAAAGCUGGCACCUUCUAAACAAAAACUUUAUACUGAAGCUCUCGUUCAUAUAUUCUUCGGGUCCAAUGGCUUUACGUAUUCAAUGACUGUCAUCUUAAAGAAAACAUGAAGAGAUCUCUAUAAAUAAAAUACUUUAUUAUGUGGUACGUCAUUUACACUGUCAUGAAAAAAAGGUCCCACAUUUAGGGCAGUAGUACCCUUUAAAGAGGUCCUAAAAAAAGAGGUCCUAAAAAAUUCAUUUUGUAGAAAGUAAAACUUUAAUUUAAAUGUGUUUUUAAAUUUGCUAAAUAUAUUUAAUUUUAACUCUUUAUAUAUUUACAUAUACUUCAAAUUGUAUUUCAGGAGCAACAAAUACAUAUAUUGUACAACCUAGACAGCAAAAACGAUUUUUCUGGCCAAAAUAUAAAAGCUUGU
Molecule: messenger RNA, 2819 nt
Organism: Misgurnus anguillicaudatus (oriental weatherfish)
Lineage: Eukaryota; Metazoa; Chordata; Actinopteri; Cypriniformes; Cobitidae
Gene: slc35d4
Product: transmembrane protein 241
Source: RefSeq, a predicted model, not a curated record